Molecule: messenger RNA, 8027 nt
Organism: Betta splendens (Siamese fighting fish)
Lineage: Eukaryota; Metazoa; Chordata; Actinopteri; Anabantiformes; Osphronemidae
Product: retinal-specific phospholipid-transporting ATPase ABCA4-like
Exons: 51
Coding region: 290-7228 (2312 amino acids)
Biological process (GO): transmembrane transport; lipid transport
Cellular component (GO): membrane; intracellular membrane-bounded organelle
Molecular function (GO): ABC-type transporter activity; ATP binding; lipid carrier activity
Source: RefSeq, a predicted model, not a curated record
UAAUUAACGUCAUUAUCACAUCAGCAGUGGCAGGUGGUGGCUGGGACGUGUAGGCUGCUACGCAUGGAUGAGAGGCGUCCGCAGCCCCAUAGCGCAGAGAAAGGAGAUUAAAUUAAUCAGCUUAACUAUUCACAAGGUCUGAAAAUAAGCUGUGUUAGCAACCUGAGGGAGCACUUCGUAGAAUAUGUGGCGUUAUGCUUUAUUUACUGGGCAUCUGUCUGCACAGCCAGUGUUCUUCUGAGGUUUACUCGCCGCUUCCAGCCCCCGACGGGGGUGAAAUUAAGGAGCAAUGGGGGCAGGAAGACAGGUCAAACUCCUGCUGUGGAAGAACUGGACCAUCCGCAGGAGGCAGAGGGUGCGUUUCUUCGUGGAGAUCAUGUGGCCUGUGAUGCUGUUCAUGGGGCUGGUGUGGCUGAGACGGGUGAAUCCACUCUACCGCCAACACGAAUGUCACUUCCCCAACAAGGCCAUGCCAUCCACGGGCAUCCUGCCUUGGAUCCAGGGAAUCUUCUGCAAUGCCAACAACCCUUGUUUCCAGCACCCUACCCCUGGGGAAUCUCCCGGCGUGGUGUCCAACUACAACAACUCAAUAUUGGCUCGGUUCUACUCGGAUGCACAGGAGCUCCUCUUUAGUGAGCCGCAGCUUCUGCAGCUUAGCCGGCUCUGGAGGGAACUGAAUGCCAUGAGUGAUUUCAUGGACACGCUGCGCACCCACCCUGAACAGGUCUCAGGCCGAGGAGUAAAAGUGGAGAGCAUCCUGAAGGACGAUGAGACUCUGACGUCGUUCCUGCUCAGAGACAUUCCUUUGACAGAAUCUGUGGUGUAUCAGCUAGUCAAUGCUCAGAUCAGGCCCGAACAGUUUGCCCACGGGGUCCCUGAGCUGCACCUGAAAGACGUAGCCUGCAACGUGAACCUGCUGGAGCGCUUCCUGAUCUUUCCCAGCCACAGAGGCCUCUAUGCCGUCCGCAGCGCCAUGUGUCCCCUCACACCACAGUGGCUGCAGGUCAUCGAGGACAGGUUCUACGCCAAUGUUGACUUUUUCAAGCUCUUCCGCUUGCUUCCUCUCGUCCUGGACAGUCGCUCUCAAGGCUUCGACAUCCAGCUGUGGGUGCGGGUCGCCUCCGCUGCCUCAGACAAGCUGCGAGAGCUGCUGCAGAGGAACAGCUCCAGGGAGCUCCUCCAGGUCAUGACUCCUCUCUUCCAACGCGACCCGUCCAUCGGGCAGGCGGUGGCCGCCGCCUCCGGCCUGGCGUGUGGCUACGCGGAGGGCGCCUUCUCCCGGGUCACGUCCUUCAACUGGUACGAGGACAAUAACUACAAAGCCUUCCUGGGCAUCAGCGGCGGCCGGGCUCCCAGCCAGUACACGUACGACAACAGCACCACUCCUUUCUGUAACGAUCUGAUGAGGGACCUGGAGUCCAACGCUGUCACUCGGGUGGUUUGGAACUCCGUGAAGCCCCUGCUGAUGGGUUCCAUCCUCUACGCCCCCGACUCACCCGCUGUCAGACAGAUCAUACGAAACGCCAACACUACCUUUGAAGAGCUGGGGCGCCUGAGGACCAUGGGGAAGGCCUGGGAGGAGGUGGCUCCACAGAUCUGGGCUUUUUUCCAGGACGGACUUCAAGUCAAGAUGAUUCGGGACACCAUUCAAAACCCAUCGGUGAUGGAUUUCAUCGACAGGAGUCUGGAGGAGGCGCCGUUCUCUUCCAAACAUAUCCUCAACUUCCUGCACAACGGCCCACCGGAGGACCGGCCCGACGGCAUGCCCAGCUUCGACUGGCGGGACAUCUUCAACCUCACGGACAGGGCCAUCCGGAUGCUCAACCAGUAUGGGGAUUGUGUCAUCCUGGAUAAGUUUGUGCCUCUACCUGACGAGGACGCUGUCACCCAUCGGGCCUUGAGCCUGUUGGAGGACAGCAAGUUCUGGGCAGGCCUCGUCUUCCUGAAUAUGCACUCCUGGACCAACAGCGUCCCACCUCAUGUCAAGUUCAAGAUCCGGAUGGAUAUUGAUGCAGUGGAGCGAACGAAUAAGGUCAAAGACAGAUACUGGGACCCUGGCCCCAGAGCAGAUCCCAUGGAUGACCUCCGCUACGUCUGGGGCGGCUUUGCUUACCUCCAGGACAUAAUUGAGCAUGGGAUUAUUAAGACCCAGACAGGAAAAGAGUGGCCGCUGGGCGUCUACCUUCAGCAGAUGCCUUACCCCUGUUAUGUGGAUGACCUCUUCAUGCUGACUCUGAAUCGCUGUUUCCCCAUCUUCAUGGUGCUGGCCUGGGUCUACUCUGUGUCCAUGACAGUGAAGAGCAUCGUUCUGGAGAAGGAGCUUCGACUGAAGGAGACCCUCAAGGUCAUGGGGGUCACCAACGGCGUCAUCUGGUCCACCUGGUUUAUCGACAGCUUCAUCAUGAUGGGCACCAGCACUGUUCUCCUCACCAUCAUUACCAUGGGAGGGAGGGUCCUCAACUACAGCGACCCAGUCCUCCUCUUCCUCUUCCUGCUCACCUUCACCACGGCGACCAUCAUGCAAUGCUUCCUCCUCAGCGUCUUCUUCAACCAGGCCAACCUGGCCGCAGCCUGCUGUGGCAUCGUGUACUUUGCCCUUUACCUCCCGCACAUCUUCUGCUUCGCCUGGCAAGACCGCAUCACCAAGGACAUGAAGAUCCUCGUGAGUCUGCUGUCCCAGGUGGCCUUUGGCUUCGGCACAGAGUACCUGUCUCGAUAUGAAGAACAGGGUCUGGGUCUGCAGUGGGACAACAUCCAGACCAGCCCUUUAGAGGGAGACGAGUUCUCCUUCCUCACUUCAAUCUGCAUGAUGGGCCUGGACACAGUGCUCUAUGCCGUUCUGGCCUGGUACCUGGACAAUGUCUUCCCAGGACAGUAUGGAAUCGGCCGCCCCUUUUAUUUCCCCCUCCUGCCCUGUUACUGGCUCAACACUGUGGCCCCAGCUUCAAGCGACGGCAAACUGGAGCUGAAUAAAAAGGGCUUUGACAACCUGGCAAACACUGAGCAAGGAGUGCAGAAAAAAGCAGAGAACAGGGAAAACCAGGGCAAGAGCACGUCGUGCGAGCACCCAGAUCAGGCUGAGGCCGAGGGCGAGGAGACGCAGGAGAACCACGGUGCGGGUUUCUUCGAGGCGGAGCCGGCGGGUCUGGUGAAAGGCGUCUGUAUCCAGAACCUGGUCAAGGCGUUCGGCAGCCGCCGCCCACCGGCCGUGGACGGCCUCAGCAUCAGCUUCUACGAAAGCCAGAUCACCGCCUUCCUGGGCCACAACGGGGCCGGGAAGACCACCACCAUGUCCAUCCUGACGGGGAUGUUGCGUCCGACGUCGGGAACCGCCACCAUUUAUGGCAAGGACAUCCGCGCAGACAUGGACUCCAUCCGCCUUUCUCUGGGAAUGUGCCCCCAACACAACAUCCUUUUUCAUAACAUGACGGUGGCCGAGCAUAUCCUGUUCUACGCGCUGCUGAAAGGCUGCCCGAGCGCCGCGGCCGAGGAGGAGGUGGAGAACAUGCUUCAGGACCUGGGUCUGCCCCACAAGAGACACGAGCUCACGCAGAAUCUCUCCGGCGGCAUGCAGCGGAAGCUGUCCGUCGCUGUGGCGUUCGUCGGCGGGGCGAAGGUGGUGAUCCUGGACGAACCCACGUCGGGGGUGGACCCCUACUCCAGACGCUCCAUCUGGGACCUGCUGCUGAAGUAUCGCGCAGGGCGCACGGUCAUCAUGUCCACCCACCACAUGGACGAGGCCGACCUGCUGAGCGACCGGGUGGCCAUCAUCUCCCAGGGCCGCCUCCACUGCUGCGGCUCCCCCAUCUUCCUCAAGAACUGCUUCGGAGCCGGCUUCUACCUCACUCUCGUGCGGCGGAUGAAACACGACGCUCCCAAGACCAGCCGCACCUGCACCAAAGACUGCUCCUGCAAGUGCUCCAAAUGCUCCAAGUUUAAAGCGAACCAGGAGGAGAGUCAGGCUUCGGAUCGACAGAUGGACGGCAACGUGGACCGCAUCACAGCCCUGGUGCAGCAUCACGUGCCACAGGCCCGUCUGACCGAGGCCAUCGGCCAGGAGCUGACCUACCUGCUCCCCAGCCGGGACUUCCAGCCCCGGGCCUACGCCAGCCUCUUCAGGGAGCUGGAGGAGACGCUCGUGGACAUCGGCCUCAGCAGCUUCGGCGUCUCCGACACGUCGCUCGAAGAGAUUUUCCUGAAGGUCACGGCUGACGGCAACGCGGCCAGCAGCAAGUGCACGAAAGACAUGGAAUCUUUGAAGCCGGUUUCAUCUCGUCUCUGCGGGUUCAGCAGAGGGACUGUUGACGCGGAGCCACUGAAAGAGGCGGAGGCGGAGGCGGCGGCGCACGCCAACGGCCACGGCCCGAGCACCGGUGGGGACGGCGCCUCAGGCCGCGGGUCGUACCAGGUCAGAGGCCCGCGUCUGGCCUUUAAGCAGUUCACCGCUCUCCUCAUCAAGAGGCUGCGUCACACCACGCGCUCCUACAAGGACUUCCUGGCCGAGAUCGUGCUGCCGGCCAGUUUUGUCUUCCUGGCGCUGACGUUCGCUCUGGUGGUUCCACCGUUUGGAGAGUAUCCGAGUCUGGCCCUGACUCCCUGGAUGUACGGCCGACAGUACACGUUCUUCAGCAACGAGCGCCCUGCGGAUGCUGAAAUGAGCCACCUCGGGACGGUGCUGCUGGACAAGCCCGGCUUCGGGACGCGCUGCAUGGUGGACGAGCCCCUGGAAGAAUUCCCCUGCAACAACAUCACCACGGAGUGGGAGGUGCCGCCGCUGAGCCGCGCGCUGCAGGACACGCCGGCCGGGCCACGGCGGACCCCCCUCGGACCCUCCCCCGACUGCCAGUGCAGCGCGGCGAGCAGGCUCACCAUGCUGCCCGUGUGCCGCGAGGGAGCGGGAGGUCCGCCGCCCCCGCAGAGGAUCCAGUCCACGGGCGACGUUCUCAUGGACCUCACGGGCAGGAACAUCUCUGACUACUUGGUGAAGACCUACCCGAGCCUCAUCAGAACCAGCUUGAAGAGCAAAUACUGGGUGAACGAACAAAGAUACGGAGGGAUAUCAGUGGGAGGACGGCUCCCGGUUCUGGGGCUGCAGCCGGACGCCGUCCGCGCCGCAGCGGCACAACUGGGGCGACUGCUCAACGUGACCGGGGGCAGACACUCCGAGCAGACGCUGAGGGACGUGGGGGCGCUCCUCAGGUUCGCGGAGACGCCGGACAACGUCAAGGUGUGGUACAACAACAAGGGCUGGCACGCGAUGGUGGCCUUCAUGAACGUGGCCAACAACGGGAUCCUGCGCGCUCACCUGCCCAGAGGCGCCGACCUGGACCGCUACGGCAUCACCGCCAUCAACCACCCCCUGAACCUCAGCAGGGAACAGCUGUCGGAGGUCACAGUUUUGACCACCUCCGUGGACGCGGCCGUGUCCAUCUGCGUCAUCUUCGCCAUGUCCUUCGUCCCGGCCAGCUUCGUCCUCUACCUCAUCCAGGAGAGGGUGACCCAGGCCAGACACCUGCAGUUCGUCAGUGGCGUCAGCCCGCUGCUGUACUGGGUGACCUGCUUCCUCUGGGACAUGGUGAACUACUCCCUCAGUGCAGCACUGGUGUUGGAGAUAUUCAAGUUCUUUGACAAGAAGUGCUACACGUCGCCAACCAACCUCCAGCCGUUUGUCGCCCUGCUGAUGCUUUAUGGCUGGUCUGUGACACCCAUGAUGUACCCCAUGUCCUGCCUGUUCAGCGUCCCCAGCACCGCCUACGUGUCCCUGUCGUGCAUCAACCUCUUCAUCGGCCUCAACAGCAGCGCCGUCACCUUCAUCCUGGAUCUGUUCGAGAGAACGACGGCGCUGUACAGAUUCAACCAGGUGUUAAAGGCCGUGCUGCUCGUCUUCCCUCAUUACUGCCUGGGCCGAGGUCUCAUAGACAUGGCCAUGAACCAGGCCCUGACGGACGUCUACUCCCGCUUUGGUGAGGAUUAUAGCCCAGAUCCCUAUGACUGGGACUUUAUUGGGAAGAACCUGUUCUGCAUGACGGUUGAGGGGUUUGUCUAUUUCAUCCUUAACAUUUUCUUCCAGUACGGCUUCUUCCUGGAUCACUGGAUGUCGGAUUCUCCAAAGUCUUCUGUUUUGGAUGACGAUGUAGACGUCGCCGAAGAAAGGGAGCGAAUCUGUCAGAGUGAAAAACCAACAGACAUUUUACACAUCAGAGACCUGUCCAAGACGUACAGAGGGACCAUCAUCCCUGCAGUGGACCGCAUCUGCGUUGGAGUUUCACCUGGAGAGUGCUUCGGCCUCCUGGGCGUAAACGGAGCAGGCAAAACAACCACGUUCAAGAUGUUGACAGGCGACAUCUGCGUCACCUCGGGCGACGCCUCGGUGGCUGGCUACAGCAUUUUGACCAACAUCCUGGACGUCCAUCAGAACAUGGGCUACUGCCCACAGUUCGAUGCCAUCGACGAGCUGCUGACGGGCAGGGAACACCUGCAGCUGUACGCCCGCCUGCGUGGGGUCCCCGAGUCGGAGAUCAGCAGGGUUGCAGAGUGGGCCAUCCAGAAGCUGGGGCUGUCAGAGUACGCGGGACGGAGCGCUGGGACCUACAGCGGCGGGAACAGGAGGAAGCUGUCCACGGCUAUCGCCAUGAUCGGCUGCCCCGCUCUGGUGCUGCUGGAUGAGCCCACUACAGGUAUGGACCCUCUGUCCAGACGCUUCCUCUGGAACUCCAUUAUGAGUGCCAUUCAGGACAGACGAGCCGUGGUUCUCACCUCUCACAGUAUGGAGGAAUGUGAGGCGCUGUGCACCCGCUUGGCCAUUAUGGUCAAUGGAUCCUUCAAGUGUCUUGGAACGAUUCAGCACCUCAAAUACAAAUUCGGUGAUGGCUACGUGGUGACGAUGAAGAUCAGAAGCUCUGAGCCCGGUUGCUCCCCAGAUCUGAACCCCGCUGAGGCCUUCAUGGAGAGCACCUUCCCCGACUGCAUCCAGAGAGAGAAGCACUACAAUACUCUACAGUACAAGAUCUCCUCCUCCUCUCUGGCCAGGAUCUUUCAAAUGGUCCUGGCAAAUAAAGACAAGCUGAACAUAGAGGACUACUCAGUGUCACAGACCACUCUGGACCAGGUCUUUGUGAACUUUGCCAAGCAGCAGUCCAGGGAGGAUGAGGCCAUCGUGCUGCAUCCUAAAGCAGCUGGAGCACAGCGGUAUAUUAACGCAGCGCCCACGAAGCCUGUGACGCAGUAAACCUAUUAUUCAUUAGCGUGUCGAUGCUCUGUCACAUUGUUCCGCUCCUGAUUAACACAAAGAACGGGCCCAUCAGCUGUUCUGGGACAAACCGUAGACGGUAAGCUUUUGACAUGAUGAGCAGAGCAGUCUGCGUUGCUCCUCUGAGGUGAGAUGCAGUCUGUAAUGGGAAACCUGUGGUGUGUCUGACCGACUGCUGCACGCCUGCGUUGCAUUUGUGCUCGGCUUUUCAUUCGUGUGGGAGCAUUUCUGUGCCUGCUACUGUAUAUGCUCACUCACCUCGUAAGUCAGCGACUACAUGAGCUUCAGAUCGACAUUUAGACAAGGACCGUGAUGUCAACAGUGAAGGGAGAGGAGGUCCUGUGUAUUUGCUUCAGAUGCCAAGCCCCAUCGUCUUGUUGCCUUCUUUAGGUACAGUAUGAAAUGAUCUCAGUCAAUCAAGAGUUUUUACUCAAACGCUUGGACAUGUGCUAAAACAAUCUGCUAGUGAUUCUGUAACUAGUUGACACUUUCUGCUUGCUGCUACAAAACAAAUGUUCCACUCAUUUGCAUGUGUCAUUUUAUUAUGCAGUUGCCUGUGAAGGCGUUAGAACCUACUGUAUGCAGUCUAAUACAAAUCCUUCACAAAUGGCUUUGAAGUUUGGGUUGGUGUCUGAAUUCCAGCAUCUGGCCUCAUCAGAGAAACGCGACACAACAUCACAGAAAUGAGGAUUUCAGUAUGGAUUUUUAUUACAACUUAACUAUUACAGUCACUCUUGACAACAAAACAUUGUCAAUUAAACCUGAGAUUUCAAAGUGA